Molecule: messenger RNA, 1093 nt
Organism: Blastomyces dermatitidis ER-3
Lineage: Eukaryota; Fungi; Ascomycota; Eurotiomycetes; Onygenales; Ajellomycetaceae
Exons: 1
Coding region: 32-1093 (353 amino acids)
Source: RefSeq, a predicted model, not a curated record
GCUUUGAAUUGGAGAUGGAACAGCGGAUUCGAUGGAAGAUUCAAUGGCGGAUUCGAUGGAAGAUUUCAACGGCGGAUUCGAUGAAAGAUUUCAACAGUGUAUUCGAUGGAAGAUUUCAACGGCGGAUUCGAUGGAAGAUUCAACGGCGGAUUCGAUGGAAGAUUUCAACAGUGUAUUCGAUGGAAGAUUCAACGGCGGAUUCGAUGGAAGAUUUCAACAGUGUAUUCGAUGGAAGAUUCAACGGCGGAUUCGAUGGAAGAUUUCAACGGCGGAUUCGAUGGAAGAUUCAACGGUGGAUUCGAUGGAAGAUUCAACAGUGUAUUCGAUGGAAGAUUUCAACAGUGUAUUCGAUGGAAGAUUCAACGGUGGAUUCGAUGGAAGAUUUCAACAGUGUAUUCGAUGGAAGAUUCAACGGCGGAUUCGAUGGAAGAUUCAACGGUGGAUUCGAUGGAAGAUUCAACGGCGGAUUCGAUGGAAGAUUUCAACAGUGUAUUCGAUGGAAGAUUCAACGGCGGAUUCGAUGGAAGAUUCAACGGUGGAUUCGAUGGAAGAUUUCAAUGGCGGAUUCGAUGGAAGAUUCAACGGUGGAUUCGAUGGAAGAUUUCAACAGUGUAUUCGAUGGAAGAUUCAACGGUGGAUUCGAUGGAAGAUUCAACGGUGGAUUCGAUGGAAGAUUUCAACAGUGUAUUCGAUGGAAGAUUCAACGGUGGAUUCGAUGGAAGAUUUCAACAGUGUAUUCGAUGGAAGAUUCAACGGUGGAUUUGAUGGAAGAUUUCAACAGUAUAUUCGAUGGAAGAUUCAACGGCGGAUUCGACGGAAGAUUUCAAUGGCGGAUUCGAUGGAAGAUUUCAAUGGCGGAUUCGAUGGAAGAUUCAACGGUGGAUUCGAUGGAAGAUUUCAACAGUGUAUUCGAUGGAAGAUUCAACGGUGGAUUCGAUGGAAGAUUCAACGGUGGAUUCGAUGGAAGAUUUCAACAGUGUAUUCGAUGGAAGAUUCAACGGUGGAUUCGAUGGAAGAUUUCAACAGUGUAUUCGAUGGAAGAUUCAACGGUGGAUUUGAUGGAAGAUUGAACAGCAGAUCUGAAUGUGGAUGA